AUGCCGAAGACGAUUCAGAUAACUCGACAAAACGACUCGAACUGCAACGAAGCCCCGUCGGUCACUCAGGGCACACGCCUGACAACACAAACAAAGCUUACUUCGGGCCCCAAGAACGAUAACCCUGGCAGGAAUAAAAUCCCGGACAGUCUACCUCAGAUACACAACGCCAUGCGGAUACACAAUGAAUUAAAUUUCCAAUCCAAAUAUGAUACUGCUCCCCAUGAUUCUACUCCAGUUUGUCGUGCACUUCCUCGUCCAAGAAAUGCUGGUGCACCUUUGCCUGAAAACACCGGGGGCUCUGCGAGGGAGAGGAGACUUGAUCCCCCACCGCCUCUCGCUGACCCCGAGGACGCCCUAUACCUCGAGCCCAGAAAGGUCGUGAAAGUAGAAGAGGCGACGGAUUACGCCAACCUGAACCCAGACAUCUCGAGCUUCCAAGCUGAAGGAAUUCUGAACAGGCUGAUUGAUUCCGUGGCAGCACAGAAGCUGUUCUUGAGUGUCCCCGUGCAGCGAGAGGAAAUGUACAACUGUAACAAGUAUCCUGAAAACUUGCUGAAAAAUUGGUCUAAAACCCUUCUACCUUAUGACAAGACAAGAGUUGUGUUGUCUCCACUCUUCAAGUUGGCUUCCUCUGACUACAUCAACGCAAGCCACGUUAAGGGCUUCGGUGGAAGCCUGAGAUACGUGGCCGCCCAGGGCCCCCUCGAGCACACCGUCACGGAUUUCUGGCGGAUGGCGUGGGAGCUGCGUGUGUCUGUAAUCAUCAUGCUUGCCAAGUUUGAUGAAACGUCGGAGAUGUACCCUCAGUGUCAACUUGCCACAUACUUAAGGGUCGGUCCGCCACUGAAAGGGAAUGGAUACACUAUCACGGCCCUCAGAUCACGCCUGGAAAAGAAUUUCUCUGUUACAACUGUUAAGAUUGAGCAUGACGGAUCCACGCGCACCCUGGAGCAUUACCAUCACUCUGGCUGGGACAAAAACACACUGGACGUUCCAAGGAACCUGGCUGCCAUGCUUCAGUGUUUCCUUACCAGACAUAAUGAAGGUUUAGGUGAAGUGGUGAUUCACUGCACCGACGGCCUGAGACGAACCAGCGUAGUGCUGUUGGCAUUACUGAUGAUGGAGUCGAUCCUUAGCGAGGGGUGUUUGAGGAUCAAGGAGGCGCUCUCGAAAGUGCGGAAAUGCCGGCCUGGAAUGGUCUCGAAGCAGGAGGACUUCAACCUUGCCCUGGAAAUUGUGGACGAGCUUCUGCAUGGCACUGCUACUGCCUGCGUGGCCGAUGAUUUCAACAGGAAUUUAUCAAAAAAAUCACAGAGUUCGCAGGCGCUGUUCAGGAAGGCCCACGUGCUCGAGUCCAUCUCGGUAUCCGAGGCAGCCCAGCGGUAUCCUGCUUGCCUCGCCUUGCACCGAUUUCCGAGCAUCAUCCCGCUGGACACCCGUCGAGUGGUUCUUCAGAGCGAGGAUCAGGUCGCCGACGAGAACCUCCAUGACGCUGACAGACACAAAGAGGAGCAUGAUAAAGAAGGUCUCCAACAGGAAAAAGGGGCCGUGUGA
Molecule: messenger RNA, 1557 nt
Organism: Penaeus vannamei (Pacific white shrimp)
Lineage: Eukaryota; Metazoa; Arthropoda; Malacostraca; Decapoda; Penaeidae
Source: RefSeq, a predicted model, not a curated record